UUUAGUUUUUGGACCACAAUGAUGUUUUGCAAUGACAGCAAUAAUAUGAAUUUUAUUAGCAUCAAUAAAACUUUAAGACAAGAGUUAGUUAACAUAAUUAGAGGAAUGAAAAAUUCAAACGAAUAGACCUGUUUUAUAACGAAAAAAAAAAACAGUAAAAGAACAACAACAAACAAAUGUUGUUGUAUUACAAGAAACAUUUUUGAUGUGCGGUUAAUUACGGUUUCGACCACAUACGGACCACAUCAAUCUCUGCACUCUACUACUACAACUACUACUUCAACUACUGCUAUUCUAUAUACAUACAUGCGCACAAUAUACACACACAAAUACAUAUGCAUUCACAUAAUACACAUACAAAAUACUUAAUAAUCACUUGCAUAAAAAACCACACAACCACAUUUUAACAUACUCACACACAUACAUAUUUAAACACAUAAAGAGUUACAGCAACAAAAGAACACAUAAUCUUGCAACAAACAAACAAAAAAUGCAUUUUCAACAACAACAACUACACCACCUACAAAAACAUGGUUUGCCAUCAACAGCAAUUACCACAACUACAACAAAAACAUCAUCAUCAGCCUCAUUUCACUCGUCAUCACAAUCAUCAAAGUCCUUCUCCUCGUCCAGUUGCUCUACAGUUGCAAUAUCAAAAACCAAAGGAAAUUUUAUGAAAAUCACAAACAAAACCAACUGUUGUAGAUGCAGUAACAGCAGUAGUUGCUGCUCGCACUCGAAGGCAACCAGAACCUCAAGUCCAACAUUACAAUUGUUGUUGAAACACAUUUUAAUACUCCUGCUAACCAUCUGCCAUACAGUACAAAUCACAAAUGCGUAUCUCAUCAUUGUACACGAGAGUACCGAACCAGGUACUGUUAUCUUUAAUGCCUCCGUUUAUAAGUUGGGCUCGGAACGCCACUACAAAAUCAAUGCCCAUAAGUCGGCUCAUUUUGUGCAUCAUCUAGUCGCUGUCAAUCACAAAGAUGGCCAAAUACAAUUGAAAAAAUCUCUUAAAUGUGAUGGCAUCUAUUAUCCGAAUCUAUUUACUUUCUAUGUGGAUUCCACUUCGAAUAGAUUGCGCAGCAUAGAUUACUAUAGUCUGCCUAUACGUAUAUUCGUAUCGGGUCAUACCUGUAAUGAGGAUCGUCGCGUGGAGGAGGAAAUUCAUGCGCGUCACUAUGAGGAAGAGGAUACUGGGUAUUCGAGACGUAGAAAAAGAAGAGAUUUGCUGGAGGACAUAGAUGACUUAAGUAAUAGUAAAUCUCUGCAGCCUAUUACCACAAUAACCUCUAAUACUUUAGAUCUUUAUAAUCAUAAUCAUUCGCGCAAUGAUUUUCGUGAGGGUGAUUUGAUAUUUGGUGAUGCCUAUGACAAUGAAAUGCGUCAUCGUAUUUUGUCACGCAAGAGACGUGGUUUUAGUGACAUAAAUCCCUUUACCCUGGAAACUAAUUUACAUCGUCGCAUUACCGAUGCUAAGCAAUGGAUUUCGGAAACUUAUGCCUCCUAUGCCAUACACACCACCGAUAAAUGGAAUCAGAUAUGCUUAAGGAAGUCCCAGUUUAUUAAUAAUUUAAAUGCUUUCCUACCACGUUCCAUAUGUCAAUAUUGCAAAGUUAAUUUCUUGGAUGUCAAUGAUGAACGUUUCGCUAUAGAACAUCAAAAUCGGGAUUUAGUGGCCAGUCGUGAUGUCUGUAUACAUGAAUCCAUGUGGAAAGUUAGCAUAACCUUUAAUAUACGUUGUGAUCGUAAUGAUAUUGUGGACUCGGAUCAUCGUUUAAAGAUAGUCUAUCAUCAUCAGGAAUUUAAUGAUACCGAUAUCGCUAAAAGAGUACGAAGAGAAUUAAGAAAUCAAUCACCUUUCUUUGAGCAAGCCUUGUAUGUGGCUUCGGUAUUGGAAGAGCAACCAGCUGGCUCGACAGUCACCACUGUGAGAGCUCGAGAUCCAGAAGAUUCACCUGUUGUCUAUUCCAUGGUUUCUUUAUUGGAUUCUCGUUCUCAGUCUUUGUUUAAAGUUGACUCCCGAACUGGUGUGGUAACGACAUCAGCCAGUUUGGAUCGCGAACUAAUGGAUGUUCAUUAUUUCCGUGUGGUGGCCACUGAUGAUAGUUUUCCACCACGUUCGGGUACCACCACAUUACAGGUAAAUGUUUUGGAUUGCAAUGAUCACAGUCCCACAUUUGAGGCCGAACAAUUUGAGACCUCCAUACGUGAGGGAGCAACGGUAGGCUCCACCGUGAUAACACUGCGUGCUACCGAUCAGGAUAUAGGUAAAAAUGCCGAAAUAGAAUAUGGCAUAGAAAGCGUAACGGAUGGCACAGGUACCUUACAGGACCAGGAAAUACCCAUAUUUCGAAUAGAUGCUCGCAGUGGUGUCAUUGCCACACGCACUUCUUUGGAUCGUGAAACUUCGGACAGUUAUAAUAUUGUGGUUACCGCUUCGGAUAUGGCUUCGGCUCAAAGUGAACGCAAGACAGCCACAGCCAGUGUGUUAGUAAAAAUCCUGGAUGACAAUGAUAAUUAUCCGCAAUUUAGUGAACGCACCUAUACAGUCCAAGUACCCGAAGAUCGUUGGGGUGAUGAUAAUGUAGUGGCUCACAUCAGGGCCACCGAUGCCGAUCAGGGCAAUAAUGCUGCUAUACGUUAUGCCAUUAUAGGUGGUAAUACACAGUCACAAUUUGCCAUCGAUUCCAUGAGUGGUGAUGUUAGUUUGGUCAAGCCUUUGGAUUAUGAAAGUGUACGCAGUUAUCGUUUGGUUAUACGAGCCCAAGAUGGUGGUAGUCCCUCGAGAAGUAAUACCACACAAUUACUGGUCAAUGUCCUGGAUACUAAUGACAAUGCUCCGCGUUUUUAUACCUCUCAGUUUCAAGAGUCUGUUUUGGAAAAUGUUCCCGUGGGUUAUAAUAUAAUACGUGUUCAGGCUUAUGAUUCGGAUGAGGGAGCCAAUGCUGAAAUUCAAUAUAGCAUUUUAGAAAGAGAUGAUAAUUUCCCUUUAGCUGUGGAUUCUCGCACUGGUUGGAUUCAAACCAUUAAGCAAUUAGAUCGUGAAGAACAAAGUCGUUUUGCUUUUCAAGUUAUAGCUAAAGAUGGUGGUAUUCCUCCCAAAUCGGCCAGUUCUACGGUGGUUAUUACAGUGCAAGAUGUUAAUGAUAAUGAUCCUGUCUUUAAUCCCAAAUACUAUGAAGCUAAUGUGGGUGAGGAUCAACCACCUGGUACACCCGUUUGCACAGUCACCGCCACCGAUCCUGAUGAAGAUUCACGUUUACAUUAUGAAAUAACUUCGGGCAACACCAGGGGACGUUUUGCCAUAACCUCGCAAAAUGGUCGUGGCCUCAUAACUAUAGCCCAGUCUUUGGAUUACAAACAAGAAAAGAGAUUUUUAUUAACCAUAACCGCCACGGAUUCGGGUGGUAGAGCCGAUACUGCUACUGUUAACAUAAAUAUAACAGAUGCUAAUAAUUUUGCUCCCAUUUUUGAAAAUGCUCCCUACAGUGCUUCGGUCUUUGAAGAUGCUCCCAUAGGUACUACAGUCUUAGUAGUCUCAGCCACUGAUAGUGAUGUGGGCAUUAAUGCUCAGAUAACUUAUUCCUUAAAUGAGGAGAGCAUUAAUGGCUUAAGCAGUCCAGAUCCGUUUUCCAUUAAUCCUCAAACGGGAGCCAUUAUAACAAAUGCUUUAUUGGAUCGUGAAACCACUAGUGGCUAUCUGUUAACCGUUACCGCCAAAGAUGGUGGUAAUCCUUCGUUAAGUGAUACCACCGAUGUGGAAAUAAGUGUUACCGAUGUCAAUGAUAAUCCUCCGCAAUUUAAAAAUCCCUUAUAUCAGGCCUCUAUACUAGAAGAUGCCUUGGUGGGCACCUCAGUUCUGCAAGUUUCGGCCUCUGAUCCUGAUAUUGGUUUAAAUGGUCGCAUUAAGUAUUUGCUAAGUGAUCGUGAUGUAGAGGACGGUUCUUUUGUUAUCGAUCCCACCUCGGGUACCAUAAGAACUAAUAAGGGUUUGGAUCGUGAAAGUGUAGCUAUAUAUCACCUUACGGCCUUAGCGGUAGAUAAAGGUUCUCCCUCCAUGUCUAGCUCGGUAGAGGUACAAAUACGUUUGGAAGAUGUUAACGAUUCACCACCCACUUUUCCCUCGGAUAAAAUAACAUUAUAUGUACCCGAAAACUCGCCUGUCGGCUCAGUUGUAGGAGAAAUUCAUGCUCAUGAUCCUGAUGAAGGUGUUAAUGCUGUGGUCCACUAUUCCAUUAUAGGAGGUGAUGAUUCCAAUUCUUUUUCUUUGGUUACAAGACCGGGUUCGGAGAGAGCUCAAUUGCUGACAAUGACAGAGCUGGAUUAUGAAUCUAAUCGUAAACGUUUUGAAUUGGUGAUACGUGCUGCCAGUCCUCCUUUGCGAAACGAUGCCCAUGUUGAAAUUUUGGUCACCGAUGUCAAUGAUAAUGCUCCUGUUUUAAGAGAUUUCCAAGUGAUUUUCAACAAUUUCCGAGAUCACUUUCCUAGUGGUGAUAUUGGCCGAAUACCCGCCUUCGAUGCAGAUGUUAGUGAUAAGCUCACCUAUCGGAUUUUAUCGGGCAACAAUGCCAACUUGAUUAGAUUAAAUCAGACUAGCGGUGGCUUAAGUCUUAGCCCCCAACUCAAUACUAAUGUACCGAAAUUUGCCACCAUGGAGGUUUCUGUGACGGAUGGCAUCAAUGAAGCUAAAGCUAUUAUGCAACUGGCGGUGCGCUUAAUUACAGAAGAUAUGCUAUUCAAUUCGGUAACGGUACGUUUGAAUGAAAUGACGGAAGAAGCUUUUCUUUCACCUUUGCUGAAUUUCUUUUUGGAUGGUUUGGCCGCCAUUAUACCCUGUCCCAAGGAGAAUAUUUUCAUUUUCUCCAUACAAGAUGAUACGGAUGUUACUUCACGCAUAUUAAAUGUUAGCUUUUCAGCCAAAAGACCCGAUGUCUCACAUGAGGAGUUCUAUACACCCCAAUAUUUGCAGGAACGAGUUUACUUAAAUCGUGCCAUUCUAGCUAGAUUGGCCACGGUGGAAGUUUUACCUUUCGAUGAUAAUCUUUGUGUCAGAGAACCCUGUUUGAACUUUGAAGAAUGUUUGACAGUUUUGAAAUUCGGCAAUGCUUCCGAUUUUAUACACAGCGAUACUGUUCUUUUCCGGCCUAUAUAUCCUGUUAACACAUUUGCCUGUUCCUGUCCCGAGGGUUUCACCGGCAGCAAGGAACAUUAUCUAUGUGACACCGAAGUUGAUUUGUGUUAUUCCGAUCCGUGUGAAAACGGUGGCUCUUGUAUAAGACGAGAGGGUGGCUAUACCUGUGUUUGUCCGGCUUCCCAUACUGGAGUUAAUUGUGAAACUGAUAUUAGAAAAUUGAAACCUUGCAUGUCUGACAUAUGUGAGGGUGGUUUGUCCUGUAUGAAUAACUAUUUGAGCUCACAACCACCACCCUAUACAGCGACUUGUGAACUACGUUCACGUUCAUUCUCACGCAACUCUUUUCUCACUUUCGAAAGUCUCAAGCAACGUCAUCGUUUCAAUGUUAAAUUACGUUUUGCCACCGUCCAUGAAAAUGGUCUGCUGUUGUACAAUGGUCGCUAUAAUGAGUUGCAUGAUUUCAUAGCUUUGGAAAUAGUACAGGGUCAUAUUACGUUUACAUUUUCCCUGGGAGAUCGUAUAGAAAAGGUGUCAAUAGUACAGCAUUCCAAGGUAUCGGAUGGCCAAUGGCAUGAAGUGGAGGUGGUGUAUUUGAAUCGUACUGUCACCUUAAUAUUGGAUAACUGUGAUACGGCCAUAGCAUUGGCUGGCAACUUGGGUGAACGUUGGAAUUGUGCCAAUCAGACAACUUUGAAAUUGGAUAAGAAAUGUUCUUUACUCACCGAAACCUGUCAUCGUUUUCUGGAUUUGACUGGUCCUCUGCAAGUGGGUGGUUUACCCCGAAUUCCUGCUCAUUUUCCCAUAGAAAAUCAAGACUAUGUGGGUUGCAUUUCCGAUCUACGUAUAGAUGAACGUUUUAUUGAUUUGAAUUCUUAUGUAGCGGACAAUGGCACUAUUUCCGGCUGUCCUCAAAAGAAUCCUUUGUGUUCUUCAGAGCCCUGCUUUAAUGGCGGUGUGUGUCGUGAAGGUUGGAAUGUCUACACCUGUGAGUGUCCUGAAGGCUAUGCUGGCAAUCAAUGUCAAGAUACCAUACCCGCUCCCUGGCGUUUUGCAGGUGAUGGCAGCUUAAGUUUUAAUCCUUUACUUAGACCCAUACAACUGCCUUGGGUUACCUCUUUGUCGUUGAGGACACGCCAAGAAGAUGCCUUUAUUAUACAAAUACAAAUUGGUCAGAAUAGUUCGGCGAUUAUUUGCCUGAAAAAUGGCAUCUUGUAUUAUAUCUAUGACAAUGAACCCAUGUUUUUGGCUGGAGCUUAUUUGUCCGAUGGUGAAUGGCAUCGCAUAGAAAUCAAAUGGCAAAGUUCUGAAUUGCAGUUUUCAGUGGAUUUUGGUCAACGUGUGGGUUCUGUGCCCAUAUCUCAGAAAAUACAAGGCCUUUAUGUGGGCAAAAUAGUUAUUGGUAAUGCUGACAGCUCUAUAGGUCAUGUAGGAGAUCUUUUGCCCUAUGAAGGCUGUAUACAAGAUGUUCGCAUAGGUGCGGCGCAAUCAGUUCUUUCGCGUCCUACCAUACGCGAGAAUGUGGAGGAUGGUUGCAUAUCGAAAGCUGAAUGUCCUCAAUCAUGUCCCAGUCAUUCUACUUGCACCACUUCUUGGGAUGAAUCGAAAUGUGAAUGUCUUCCCGGUUAUGUGGGUGCGGAAUGUUUGCCCAUCUGCACGGUUAAACCCUGUGCCGCUGGUGUAUGUCGUGCCAAUGUUAGUGAUUUUCGCGGCUAUCAUUGUGAAUGCAAUUCCACAUAUCAACAUGGAGAAUAUUGUGAGAAGACGGUGCAACAACCCUGUCCUGGAGGCUGGUGGGGUGAGAAAGUUUGCGGUCCCUGUAAAUGUAAUGUUAAACAGGGUUAUCAUCCCGAUUGCCAUAAGACUACCGGCCAAUGUCACUGUAAAACGAAUCACUAUCAACCUCCCAAUGAGACCGCCUGUAUACCUUGUGAUUGCUAUUCCAUUGGCUCCUUUAACAGCGCCUGUAAUCCUCUGACAGGCCAGUGUGAGUGUCGUGAGGGUGUUAUAGGAAGAAGAUGUGAUUCUUGCUCAAAUCCUUAUGCAGAGGUAACACUCAAUGGCUGUGAAGUUGUGUAUGAUGCCUGUCCAAGAUCUUUUGCUGCGGGUGUAUGGUGGCCACGUACUCCUUUAGGCAGUACUACUGUAGAAAAUUGUCCUACACCCGCCAAGGGUAAGGGGCAAAGAACCUGUGACAAUUUGUCGGGAGGUUGGAAUAUACCCGACAUGUUUAACUGCACAUCUGAACCGUUUGUGGAACUACGUAAACAGUUGUCACAAUUGGAAAAAAUGGAAUUGGAACUCAACUCCUUUGUGGCCAUCAAGACAGCGGAAAAUCUACAAAAAGCUUGUAUUACAGUAGAUCGUACAAAGGUCCAGAAGAAACCUCCCAUAAAAGAUCAUAGACGCUAUAAAAUGGAAUCAUCUUUCCUGCUAAAUGAAAACAAUAAUGUAUGGUCCAAUGAAAUAGAAAUGGAAUAUCUUUCAGAUGAAAUGAAAUUUUCUCAUGAUCGUUUGUAUGGAGCUGAUUUACUGGUAACCGAGGGUUUGCUGCAAGAGCUUAUCAAUUAUGAAUUAAUGCAAAAUGGUUUAAAUCUCACACACUCACAAGAUAAAUACUUUAUUAAGAAUCUGGUAGAGGCAGCUAGUGUUAUAUUGGAUCGUAAGUAUGGCCAGGAAUGGAAAAGAGCUUCGGAAUUGAUACAACGUGGCCCAGAUGAUCUAUUGGAUGCUUUCAACAAAUAUAUGGUUGUUUUAGCCAGAUCUCAACAUGACACCUAUACCAAUCCCUUUGAAAUAGUACAACCCAACAUGGCUUUUGGUUUGGAUAUAGUAACCAUGGAAUCUCUAUUUGGUUAUGAACCCGAACAAUUAAGUGAAUAUCACAAGACCAAGUAUCUUAAACCGAAUGCCUUUACUACGGAAAGUGUUAUAUUACCCGAUACCAGCGCUUUCUUGCAACAUUCGGCUAAACAAAAACCGGUUAUCACCUUCCCCAAAUACAACAAUUACAUACAAGAUAAAACCAAGUUUGAUAAAUACACCAAAGUCUUGGUGCCUUUGGAUAUGUUGGGCAUUUCACCACCCGAAAGUAAUGAAGUGACCCAUGGCUCUAGUGAUUACAAAGCCAUAGUAUCCUAUGCUCAAUAUAAAGAUGUGGGUCAGCUACUGCCCGAUAUGUUUGAUGAGACCAUAACCAGAAGAUGGGGUGUUGACAUUGAAGUAGCUUCUCCUAUACUAUCGCUGGCAAUUUUAGUUCCCUCUACCGAAGCCGAAGAGAAACGUAUUGAAAUACCCUAUCGCAAGAUAUCUUCACAGAAGACUUUCUCGGUAACGGGAUCUUCAGAACAGGAAUUUAUUGAAGUAUUCGAUGUACCCAAGAAACCAGGACAAUCUUCAGGUAGUUCUGCCUCUGGCAGUGAAGAACAUAUGAUUGAAAACAUACGUAUAACAGCUCAUGAAAUACCUCCCCCAUCCUCCAGAGCAGAAGACAGUAAUGAAGCCGUAGAAAUAGAAGAUGUUGAAGAACCUCAUCUCAAGGUUAGAUUUGAUGAUAAUAUAGAAUUUCAUGGCAAUUCGGGAGAAGAAGUUAUUGAUUCCCCCGAAAACAUGAAUGGUGGUAACAACAACAACUAUGAAGGUUCUAUUGAACAUGAUGAUUCCAUAGAGAAAGGCGAAAAUGAAGCAUUUUAUCGUAAUCGUCGUUUGGUUAAGCGUCAGGUGGAGGUCAUCUAUCCCAAUGAACAGCAGCAGCAAAAUAAACAUAUCACCUAUAGAUCUUUGGGUUCACCCCAUCUCUCGCAACCUAUUAAACUGCAAAUGUGGCUAGAUAUCGAUGUUACACGCUUUGGUCCACGCUCCAAUCCACAAUGUGUACGCUGGAAUUCUUUUACCAAUCAGUGGACUCGCCUGGGUUGUCAAACUGACAUACCCGACUAUGAAAAUAUGCAUUUGCUACCGCCACAACCCAUACUAGUCAACUGCACCUGUACCCACAUAUCCAACUAUGCUGUCAUUGUUGAUGUCAUCGAUCCAGAGGAUAUACCAGAACCUUCUCUCCUCGUACAAAUCACCUCAUAUUCAGCAUUCCUAGUAUCACUGCCCGUACUGCUGAGUGUAUUGAUUGCCUUAGCUCUACUCCGUGGCCAGCAGACCAAUUCGAAUACCAUUCACCAGAAUAUAGUGCUAUGUGUUUUCUUUGCCGAAUUGCUAUUCUUUGUGGGUAUGCAAUCACGACGUAAUUUACUUGAAAAUGAAUUCCCUUGCAAGCUGAUUGCGAUUUGUUUGCAUUACUUCUGGUUGGCGGCAUUCGGCUGGACGACGGUUGACUGUGUUCAUUUGUAUCGUAUGCUAACGGAGAUGCGUGAUAUUAAUCAUGGUCCGAUGGGUUUCUACUUUGCAAUGGGUUAUGGUGCACCCGCCAUCGUUGUUGGUCUAUCGGUGGGUGUGCGAGCUCACGAAUAUGGCAAUAGUCUGUUCUGCUGGCUGUCAGUAUAUGAACCAGUUGUAUGGUGGCUAGUGGGACCCAUUGCCGGCAUGUCAAUUGUUAAUCUUUUGAUACUCUUCGUCUCUGUUAAGGCUGCCUUUACGUUAAAAGAUCAUGUUUUAGGUUUUGGCAAUUUGCGUACACUACUCUGGCUAUCGGUUGUCUCCCUACCUCUAAUGGGUGUUAUGUGGGUAUUGGCCGUAUUGGCAGCAUCGGAAAGUUCACAACUCUUGAGUAUGUUACUGUCAGGAGUUGUAGUGUUGCAUGCCAUUUUCUGCCUGGUGGGCUAUUGCAUUAUCAACAAAAGGGUUAGAGAAAAUCUACAGAGAACAUUUUUACGUUGUAUGGGUAGAAAGGUGCCACUGUUGGACUCCUCCAUGGUGGUGAGUAAUAGUUCACAUAAUGUAAAUGGCACCACAAGGCCGAAUAACUUUCUCAAUGCCAAUGGCUAUGAUACACAACGACGAAACGUGGGUAUAAGUGUGUCGAGCACUACAUCAAGGAGUACGGCCAAGACUAGUUCCAGUCCUUAUAGUAUUUCCUCUCCCAGUGAUGGUCAACUAAGGCAGACAUCUACUUCUACCUCCAAUUACAAUUCGAACAGUGAUGCACCUAGUUUCUUAAGAGGUUUUGAUUCUUCUACAACCAGUGGACAGCAUGAACGUAAAUCUAGAAGACAUAGAAAAGAUUCGGAUUCCGGUUCUGAAACAGAUGGUAGGUCAUUGGAAUUGGCUUCUAGCCAUUCUAGUGAUGAUGAUGAGUCUAGAACAAAUCGUUCUUCUACUACAGGCACGGGCACCAGCACUCACCGCAGUACAGCUGUAAGCAUAACACCCUCUUUUCUACCCAAUAUCACUGAACAUGUACAAGCUACCACACCGCCCGAGCUAAAUGUGGUGCAAAGUCCUCAGCUGUUCCCAAGUGUAAAUAAGCCAGUCUAUGCUCCGCGUUGGUCUAGCCAAUUGCCCGAUGCCUAUAUGCAGCCUCCCGCCAAUAUGGGUAGAUGGUCUCAGGAGACCGGUUCCGAUAAUGAGCACAUACAUCAUGGACAAAAAAUGACCAUAUCACCCAAUCCUUUACCCAAUCCCGAUCUCACCGAUACCUCUUACCUGCAACAGCAUCACAAUAAAAUCAAUAUGACUCCUUCGAUAUUGGAAAAUUUACAAAAUGCCCGUCCCACGGACAGUUAUGAUGGCUUGGAAAGGGAAAGUUUAUAUGGACGCAGACCCGAUAAUUAUGUGCAAUAUGAAGGCAUCACAUCGAAUAUUAGCAACUAUAAACCUCCGAGCCACUAUGGCAGUGAGCAUGACUACAAUGGCAGCAAUAAUGGCAAUCAGAGUAAUGGCAGCAAUGGCUCUGGCAAUGUGGCAAAUGGCAAUAAUGGCUCCAAUGGUGGUGGUACUCAGAUAGUCAAUCAUAUGCGCACCUUCCACAAUGACAAUGCCUAUUUGAGUGAUAGUAUUUAUGAUAAACAGCGAACAAUAGGUUCACCCUAUAUGUCCAAAGAUCGUAUAGCACCCGAUAUUUAUGGCUCCAGGGAAAAUCAUUAUAGUCUUAAAAAACAGCCACCCAUUUAUGCGGGAGAUUCAGUGCAUUCCGUACACUCACUGCUGCGCAAUGAUUAUCAACAACAGCAGCGGCACUUGCAGCAGCACAACGAUCAUCAUUCGGAUCGCAUGUCUGAGGGUUCCGAUAAAAAUGGUUAUCAUUUCCCCUAUACAGCCGAAGAGGAUCAUUUGUCUUCGGCUCGCAAACUAAGUUUACAACACAAUCCCUCACCUGCCCUCCAUAGUUCUCAACAAAUACUCAACGGUCAUCAGCCGCAUCAUCAUGGUCAUCAUGCGGGCGGCAUGGUGAAUGAUAUAAAUAAUCCCGGUCUUAUGAAUAGACACACCCUAAAUGGUUCUUCACGUCAUAGUUCGAGAGCCUCAUCACCACCCUCGUCUAGUAUAGUGGCACCAAUGCAGCCGCUAGCGCCUUUGACAAGUAUAACCGAUACAGAGAGGAAUAUUGAUGAUGAUGAAACCACCGUGUGAAAAAUUAAUAAUAAUGUUAUGAAAAUAAAGACAUAAAUCUAUACAACUAUUUAUGUUUUAACACAUAAUGUAUCCUGUAAACAACAAUAAUAUGUAAUAAAAAUGGUAAUAACGGAAUUUUAAUAGACAACCAAGCAACCAACCCAAAACCUAUAAAAAACCACUUUGAACAGAUUUCAAAAAAAAAAAAUCCUAUUAAAAUGUUUUUCCAUCAAACAAAGAAAAAAAAUCUUCUAUUUAAAAAAAAACACGC
Molecule: messenger RNA, 11909 nt
Organism: Lucilia sericata (common green bottle fly)
Lineage: Eukaryota; Metazoa; Arthropoda; Insecta; Diptera; Calliphoridae
Gene: stan
Product: protocadherin-like wing polarity protein stan
Exons: 6
Coding region: 491-11656 (3721 amino acids)
Biological process (GO): cell surface receptor signaling pathway; homophilic cell-cell adhesion; G protein-coupled receptor signaling pathway
Cellular component (GO): plasma membrane
Molecular function (GO): G protein-coupled receptor activity; calcium ion binding
Source: RefSeq, a predicted model, not a curated record